Trichechus manatus latirostris (Florida manatee) is the source of this 2313-nucleotide messenger RNA. RefSeq names its product ladinin 1 (gene LAD1). Bases 1 to 2313 code for a protein of 770 amino acids. The transcript is spliced from 12 exons. The record is from RefSeq and is a predicted model, not a curated record. Gene Ontology annotation, molecular function: structural molecule activity. Lineage: Eukaryota; Metazoa; Chordata; Mammalia; Sirenia; Trichechidae.
AUGGAGGAGGAUGGCAAGACCAGGCAGUAUGGAGAGUGGCUCUCCUUCUAUGCCAAGAAGGAAGGGCCUAUUGUGGGCGGUGGGCCCGGGUGCGCAUGGGCGCGUUGCGGGCUGGAAGGUUCUGAAGCCCGGGAGCGGGUAGGGCCCUCCCUGGAAACAGACCGAAGCGCUGUGCGCUCUAGACCUGAGAUUACGGUACUUGCUCUAACUUUUCCACUCGGUUUCCUGCUGUUGGGUUUCUCCGGGCUAACUCGGUUUACCAGCCGUGAGCUCAGCCUGACCCCAAUCUUCGGGCCCCUGCCCCCCCGCACCGCACCGCGGCACCCCGGGCAGGGACACCUGCGAGAGGAGGCGGCCCAGCGCCAAGCUGGUCCGACUGGUUCUGAGCAGGAAGUCUCCCGCCCUGCCCCCGGGCAGCCGAUCAGCCUGGGCGCCGUCCGGGCAUCCGUCGGUCCGUCCGCAGCCCUCCGGCCGUCUCCCCGGCGCUCUCGGAAGCACGGCCCAGCCGGCCGGGGCGGAGAUCAGCGCGGCUUUGUCUGUGACGCCCACACCCCAGAGGCCGCUCCCGGGUCGACAAAUCGCAGCGCUGCGGCGCCGGGCGCACGCGGGGCUGAGAUAAGCGGCCAUGUGAUCCUACCUGGGCCGGGCAGGGCGGGCGAGCGCGGAGGAGGGGCGCGCAGCCCCAGCCUGGCCAGGCAGCGAACUCUAGAGGACGAGGAGGAGCAGGAGCGGGAGCGCCGGCGGAGGCAACGCAACCUGAGCUCCACCACCACCGACAACGAGGCUCCUGGGCUCACCCAGAACGGAGGCCAGCCCCUUGCGGAGAGACUGCUGAGUGUGGAGGAAGCAGAGGCCCCGACAGCACUGCCCCAAGCCUCCAGAGACGAGGAUGAGGACUUCCAGGCCAUCCUCAGGACGCGGCAGGAGCGGCAGCAGAGGCGGCAGGUGGUGGAGGCUGCAGAGGCUCCCAUCCGGGAGAGGCUGAAGUCCGAGGAGGGCAGGGACAGCCUGGGCACUGGGCAGCCCAGGCAGCAACCUCCAACGCCCCAGAAGGAAUUGGACACCCCGCCUCGCCGGAGACUGAGCCACGAGCAGCGAUAUCCCUGGGCCAGGGAUGAGGAGAGCUUGGUGGGCAGAGAGCCAGGAGAGGGGAAGGUCCUGGAUCCAGAGAAGGCCACAGUCUCAGAGAAAACCUGCAUUCCAGAGAAGACGUUAGCAUUCGAGAAGAGAUCAGUCUCAGAGAAAAGAUCCAUCUCCGAGGAGGUGCCCAUCCCUGAGAAUAUACCAGUGUCAGAAAAGACAAGAGUCUCGGAGAAAAGAUCCAUCUCAGAAAGGAGAGUGGUUCCAGAAAGCACAAGUGUCUCAGAGAAGACGCCCGUUCCAGAGAAAACCUCAGUGUCAGAGAAGAUAACAGUCUCAGAGAAAAGAUCCAUCUCAGAGAAGAAAUCAGUUCCAGAAAAAACAAGUGUGUCGGAGUUGACCCCACAGAAAUCGUCAAGCUCGGAAAGGAGACUGGUGUCUGAGAAAGCAUCCAUCUUUGAGAAGAUGGUGGUCUCAGAGAAGACCCCGACCGCAGAGACAAAGCUGACCCUCAAGAGGGCAGCAGCCUCUGAGCAGCCCCAGGCCCGGGAGCAGCUGGCCCCUAGCGGGGCCCAGCCCACCACUAAGGAGCAAAGAAGAAGGGCCCUCCCUGAGAAGAGCCCCUGUCCCUCUGCAGAGCCAAGAGAGCAGGGAGAGCCAGGCUCUCCAACUGCGGCUUCCCGCUUCCCGCCCUUCACACUCCAGGUGAAGAUCCCCAGCAAAGAGGAAGAAGCAGACACAGCCUCGCCCACCCAGGUCUCCUACAGCAGCUCCCUCAAACGCUCCAGCUCCAGGACCAUAUCCUUUCGGAUGAGCCCUAGGAAGGACAACUCGGAAACAACAUUAACCCGCAGUGCCAGCAUGCGGCUCCCAGCUAGCACAGCCAAAUUAGGAGAGAAGCUGGAGAGAUACCACACAGCGAUACAGAGAUCAGAAUCAGUGAAGUCUCCAGCCGCCUCCCGCACAGAGUUCUUUGUGGCUCCUGUGGGUGUAGCAGGCAAGCGCCACCUCUUUGAGAAGGAGCUGGCCAACCAGAGUCGAGUAGAACCAGCCUCUAGCCGGAAGGAGAACUUGAGGUUUUCAGGGGUUGUAACAUCAAGGCUCAACCUGUGGAUCAGCAGGACCCAGGAGUCUGGAGACCAGGACCCCCAGGAGGUGCAGAAAGAGUUGGCUGCCACCAAAAGGACCCAGUGGAGAAAGAAGUCAAACACCCCCCUGGAUGCUGAGGUGUGA